Messenger RNA from Bacillus rossius redtenbacheri, 7651 nucleotides. RefSeq names its product sorting nexin-4-like. The record is from RefSeq and is a predicted model, not a curated record. Gene Ontology annotation, biological process: positive regulation of autophagosome assembly; protein transport. Gene Ontology annotation, molecular function: phosphatidylinositol-3-phosphate binding. Gene Ontology annotation, cellular component: early endosome membrane; SNARE complex; plasma membrane. Lineage: Eukaryota; Metazoa; Arthropoda; Insecta; Phasmatodea; Bacillidae. The coding region runs from base 153 to 1436 and encodes 427 amino acids. The transcript is spliced from 9 exons.
AUAGGUGACUUAAGGAGAAAUUGGGAGAAAUUUAGUUCUUCAGUUAACACACCUGGGAUGUAAUGUAUUUUGACAUUUUGACAGACUAAACGGUUGGGAUUCAAGCUAUUAAAGUUGGGUUUAGUUCUUUUCUUGCGUCAUUUUUAUUCCAAAUGGAGGACAAUUAUAUCAAGGAUUCUGAAGAAAAAGAAAAUGCAAAUAUCAGCCCUAAAGAAACUGAUAAAAAGGAUGCGAUCAUCGACCACCUGGAAAUCUGUGUCACCGAGGCAGAGAAGAGAGAAACUGGUGCUUUGAACAUCAGGGAUUUCUACACUGUGUACCUCAUCGAGACGAAGGUGAUGGACCCCAACUGGGGCGGCUCGCUCACGACCUUCAGCAGUCUGUGGCGCCGCUACAGCGAGUUCGAGCUGCUGCGGGCGUACCUGGAGGUGAGCUACCCCUACAUCGUGCUGCCGCCGCUGCCCGAGAAGAAGGUGAUGUACGCCUGGCAGAAGGUGGCCUCGGACACCUGCGACCCCGACUUCGUGGACCGGCGCCGCGCCGGCCUGGAGAACUUCCUGCUGCGCGUGGCGUCGCACCCGCUGCUGUCCUACGACCAGCAGUUCAUCGGCUUCCUGCAGCAGGAGACCGGCUGGAGAGAGAGCUUCAAGGACGCCGGCUACCUGCAGCGCGCCGAGUGGAAGCUGAAGGCCCUGAGCGUGGCGGUGCGCCUCAAGCAGCCCGACAGGCGCUUCGAGGCCAUCAAGAACUACGGCAACGAGCUGCAGAGCAACCUGGGCAGCUUCCUGCGCGUGCGCGCGCGAGCCGUGGAGCGCGUCUACACCGUGCACAAGCUGCACACCAACUACGGCCGCGUCUUCAGCGAGUGGAGCGCCAGGGAGAAGGAGAUGGGCGACGGCCUGCAGAAGGCGGGCCACUACCUGGACUCGCUGGCGGCCGGCGUGGACGCGCCGCUGGAGGAGGAGGAGCUGGUGGCCGACCAGCUCAAGGAGUACCUGUUCUUCGCCGGCGCGCUGCAGGCGGUGUGCCGGCGCCAGGAGGCACUGCAGCUGGCGCUGGAGCGGGCCGAGCUCCAGGUGCUGUCCCGCACCGCCGAGAAGGACGGCGUGCAGCGAGGUAACCUGCUGUGCCUUGCAGGCCGGGCGGGGCUCAUGUCGCGGUUGUUCGGCGUGGUGGACAGCGAGGAGGUGCUGGAGCAGAAGGUGAGCCUGCUGGACCAGCGCAUCCAGGAGGGCCGCUCCUCCAUCUCGUGCGCCCGCGAGGAGCUCAGCGAGUUCUCGGCGCUGGCGCUCACCGACGUGGAGCGCUUCCAGAAGCAGAAGGUGCUGGACAUCCGGGAGACGCUGGCCAGCUACGUGUCGCUGCAGAUCAAGAUGUGUCGCAAGAACCUGCAGACCUGGACGCACGUCAGGGACUGCCUGGAGGGCAUCCCGUAACUGCCAGCGUUCCCGCCGCCGUUCCAGCUUUAAUAUAACCACGUGUACACUUAGCUUGGAAACCUCAGCGUUUCACAUGACUGCUUUUCUAUUGUCUUAGUAUUAAGUAUUAUUUAUUUUGUUUGUGAUAUAUAUAUAUAUUCAGGUUUUUACAUGAAAUAUAGCUGUUCUCAUGUGUCAUUGUGUGCGAGUAGAGCACGUUCAUGAUCUCUGCUGCAAUGCGUGUGUUCUGUUGCAUUCAAAAAAAUUAUGGCUGUGCGAAAUAAUUGUUUUGUGGCAUUACAGUUUACAGUGUGUUACAUAUCAAAAAGUAUUGUAUCAAAUCAUUAGUAGUGUUAGUGUCUUGUUUCGCAGAUCUUGGGUAUUAUGUUUUGUUUUUUUCUGUUAGAACUGUAGACGUACGUAGUUCUCUUGUUGAAUCGUGUCGACUCGACAUUUUUGUUUCUAAGUAUCUGUAUCCACCAGUCUUGUGUAUUCAUAUUUUAGGUUGGAUAUUGUACUUCUGUUUGUUUAGUUAUUGCUAAUAUUAAUUAAGUAUGGCCAAUGAGAAAAAUCUCCUGGAUUUGUUGCAAUAAUGAAGAAUGUUUGGUUUUUGAAUGUUAAGUUAGAAGAUUUUAUAUGUUGCAAUUUUUUUUAAUACAAACAUUUUUUUAAGGCAGUUACAGUUAGUGUUUGAUAUUGUUUUGGGGUAUUAUUAUUUUUUUUUUUUCAUCAAUGAAAACUAUAAAAUAAAAUUUACAUCAUAAGUGCCAUAAAAUAUGACCAACACUUCAUCACUCACUCACAGAAAUAGAAAUUAUGUAAUAUUGGUGAAAGAAUUCUGACAUGGUCCUGCUAAUUAAGCUAGGUGUAUAAAUGCUUUAUGUUGCUUGAAAUUUUUCAGUUUUGAAAUGUACAUAUUUCUUUCGUAAAUUUAAAUGUUGGCUAGUUGUUUCUCAAACUCCAAAAUGUAAUUUUGAUACCGCCCGAAAUCAGCUGGAACGUAUGCCAGAGUACCUGGUGCUCUGCUGCUAUGCACGUACUGCUGGUACUCCGGCACCGCGGCCAAUAAGAGCUGUCUCGCAGUCACAACACCAGGUUUACAUCAUGCCUUUAGCUGUACAUCAUCUGGGCAGAAUCUUUCCACCAAUAAAACAUUUUCAAAUCUUUAUUAUUUUUUUAAAUGUAAUUUAUACUUUUAUCUGACAAAAAUACCACAAUUUCACGUUGUUAAUUGAUUGUAACCAUUAACAUGCGAAAGUGUGAUGCAACUUUACCGCUGUUAUUGAGGCUUAUUAAAUUUUUGUUUCGUUUGGAUUUCUAGUUUGGCAGCACCUGUUCACUUUGUUUGUUGAUAAUUUGACGAUAAACUACAACUUAUUUGUGAUUUGAUUGUGUCAAUUUUUCAUGUUUGUGUUAUUGAUGUGUAGUUGAUCUGAGCUUGUGGAACGCGGUAUUCAUCAGUGGCCCAGCGCCCGGUACUCACUGCUUGGCUUGAGUGUUGCAAGUGGCAGGCAAGAUCAUGUGGCAUCUCCAAAACUGCACUGGUAAAGGGCUUUAGGAUAAGCCUUUUACUUUUAUUUAUACUAUUCUUCUUAAUGUUAAAACUACAAAGCUUAUUUGAAGUGUACUUUUUCUUGAGAUGGAUAUUUCUGCAAGUUUUUGGCUUGAGCCAAGCAGAGUUCAGUAUUUAUACCUUCAAGUAGAGUAGAGUCCAGACUUAUUUAUAGUAGAGUAGUGCUCUAAUAGUUGCAGAGUUUUUUUUUUGUGAAGAGAAUUAUAUUGGCUUAUACUAUAGCCGUAAUGCUAAUGGUAAAAAAGAAAUAUUGCAUGUAAAAACUUAAUAUUAAUUUUUUUUAAGUAGUUCUAUCAUUGGUACUGAGUCAAAUAAAUAAACAAAAUCAAUUAAUUUUAUCAGUAGUUGGGUUUAAUACUAUAAAUUUUUUUUUCUUGUUUAGGAGUAUCUCAAAUAUAGAAGUAGUUCAGCAGAAAAAAGGCUUCUUAAAAAUAAGGGGAAUAAUAUUUCAAUCAAAAGGUUGGUUAUGUUAAUGUCUGCUACAUUAAUUAUAUACUGUUACAUAUUAUUGACAUAGGCCUAUAAAAUAUGUAUUCUUAAUGUAUCUGACCUAGUCAAAUAUACAUUACACUUAAGUUUAUAUUUAAUCCCAGAAUCUGUAAUGUUUUAAUUUUAAAAUAACCAAAUGAACUUUUUUCAAACAUCAUUAAUGGAUGUGUUAAAAACUGUGCUUUGACUUACACCUUUAUAAAAACCCAUUUUAUUAAAAAAUAAAAUAAAAAGGCAUUAACUAAAUGCAAAUUGCAGUAUAGCCUCGUGUGCAAACAAAAAAAAACCACCAGAACUUUUGAAUAUAUAAUCAAAGAUAUGAAGAUACAACUUCAGUGUAUCACUUUUGGUUUUCUAUACAUUCAUGCUGAACAUUGAUACUAUUUAUGACACUAGUUGAAAAUACGUAAAUACUUUCUUUUCAAAUUUUGUUUGCUGUGGUACAAGUCUGUGGUGUACUGCUGGUAUUUCAAUCCAUAAUGGUAUCAAUUUCUAGUGUUAAAAGACAAGUAGCGGCAUAUACUUUUCCCAAUGUUGUAACAAUAUAAAAUACCCAUAAUUGAAGAAAACUUUGUAAAAAGGGAGAAAACAUAAAUAAAAAGGUUCUAAGUACAAUAUUUUAGGGUAGAGUAUUUGCGUAAUAGUCGUACGUGAUAUGUUCGUUGCACUUGUCUAUUAAAAAAAAAUACUGUUUAGUCUUGUCUGGUUGAGUACAAUAAACUCUACUCAAGUUGAGUUGUGCCGAAGUGCUCACUCAACUCUGCUUCAGUUUCUAAAUCUCGGCCCAUCUCAAAUUGUUUCAGGUUCCUACAAGAUGUUCUACAUUUAAUAACGGAACUGUUCAUAAUAAUGUAUGUUCAGUAUUAAAUAACAAAACUGGGUUUAUCAAGUACAUAGUUGAAAGUUACUGUAGACACGUGGCCAAUCUAGUGUGCUAGGUACUUAAAUGUUACAUUCGUGUGAUAGUUUUUACUCAGAUUGGUUUCAUUUUUAAGGCCCAUUCUCCAGUGACCCGCAAGUGGAGAUGGAUCUCGCGGAACGGAGUGUCUGAACUGGCAGGCGCAUGGUCCGGGACCUGUAUGAUUGGCUCAGCAAUGCCGAGCGACCAAUAGAAGCCGUGCAUUUGGCUGUGGCGGUAGACAUGUUUAUGUUGUAAAUAUGUUAAAAAUUGUUUCGAGUACAAUAACAUAUACUGUUAGAUUAUUACUUAUUGAUUUAUAUUUAUUAUAUAUAUAUAUAUAUAUAUAUAUAUAUAUAUAUAUAUAUAUAUAUAUAUAUAUGUAAAUCAUGACCAUGUUAUUAUCUUGAAUCUAAAUUAUUUUAAAAUUAAAUUAGUAUUUCAUUCGUAUCCAUUAAAAUUCAAUCUCAUUGGUUGCCAUUGCUACGUUUUUUGUGCAAUUGGAAGCACCGAUGUUGAAGUUUUCUGGUAGAUCUGUCUCCGCUCGUGUGACGUGUUUCUGUGUCAUUGUAGUACGAGCCUAGCACGAGUUAGUAUAUGUUCAAGUUCAGUGUUUUUGUUUUUGCGGCAGUAGUGCAUUGGCAAACAUUUCACUGUUUCUGUUUUGUUUAAUAGGAGGAUGUGUGUGUCUUCCAUUGCAGUCGUCUUAUGUGUGUCUGAUGGGAAUAAUAAAGUGUGCGAGCCAAGAUCCCAGUAAACGGGUACGGCCACGCGUGUGCAUCCUCCCUAAUGAAAACAAGAUUAUCUCAACAGACUAGUGUCGCUUAUUAAAAUUGAUGAUCUUUUUUUUUAUAUAUAGAUAAUUCCUGGAAAAAAUUAGUUCCUUCUGCUAACCAAAAUAAAAAUAUAUAAAAAAAAAUUUAAGGAUUUAAGAUGUUGGGUUCAUUUAGUUUUACAAUUGUUUGGAGUGGGUCGUGGGCAUAACUUAUUGAAUACAUAAAUAGUCCUAUAUUAUAAACAAUAAUUGUUGAGCUUUGACAAUCACGCCAGCCGUGUGCAGAAGCUUUAGGCUACGUAACGUGGCGACACGCAGUCGUUCGUUGGAGCAAGCAUGAAUUUUUGUCACCUUAGUAUUUUGCUAGCAAAACUUUUUUGUGUGAAUAUAUGUGCGAGAAGAAUAAGCUAGGUACUCAGAUUGUAAUGAACUGACAUAUUUUACUUUUCGCGGAUAACAUGCACAGCCAUAUUGCUGAAGAGUCGACAUAACAUUGGUAGCUUGGAAACCAUUCUCUUCUGUAUUAGGAUUCUGGAAGUUAUAGUUCUAUUAGAACCUUGUGAUUGUUCUUCUUAAAACUUAUUCUUUCUCCAUUUCCUAUUUUUUUUAGAAUUGUAACUUGACUCGUGGUCCCAUUUUCACGUGCAUUAGUGUGUGGUUGCGAUAUUGCAGAUGUUGCCUCCCACUGCGUGCCGCGUGGCUUCGCGGUUGGCUGCUCUGGCGAGAGCUGAUUGGUGGACUGGCGGCACCCGCCAUGUUGUCUCUAGAACUUGACGGGGUGUGGGUUCCUGAUCAUGUCCCUUUUUACGUCAUUUCUUCCCCUCUGCCCUCGAACUGCUAGGCCACGGGGUGGGCAGCGUCGAAGCUGUCGUCCGCAAGUGUUGCCGUGACAACAGCUGAACAGUGAGUAGUGCAUAGUGAAUCAGUGUUUGAUGAGUGUUUGAGAUAGUGGUUAAAUAAUACAGUCAACUAACUGCAGUGCACACUACUGUGGCAGGGACCGAUUCGUGAGGCCCCACCCCCUCCUAUAUAGUCUCGUUAAUAACAAUGUUAGUACUCAACAGUACCUAGUUAAUUAUUUUUGAAAAUUACAAAGAUAUGGAAAGGUAAUCUAAAUAUCAGUAAUCUCUAUCACAAAUUUUUAACAAGGUGUCAGGUCCUAUCGCUUUGCUACCACGUGCCGACAGCCAGCGAGACGCCACGAACUGAAGGAUUGUGUUGCACAGAGGUUAGCAGGCUCGUCAGUGGGGGCAAUGUUACAAACUGUGCUAGAAGAAAUAUGACGCGUGAUGGUUAUUAUUCCUGUUAUGCUUACCACAUGUAAUUUUUAUUGAUACAUAUUUAAAACAGUAGUAUAUGUGUUAACACAACUAUAUUGACAUUAAUCCUCAUUAAAAGUUAACUAUGUCUCCACUCUCCGUGUAAUGUGUGUUGAAUAUUUGUUCUUUUUACCAGUGGGAUGAGUUUGAAACUUUUGAUAUGCUCUAGUCAGGUGUGCGUGUGCUUAGUUUCCUCGCUGGGAAUGCUUGAUCACCACAGUUGCGGCAGAAACAAGAUGUACUGUUAUUCCUGCAGGUGUGUGAUACUUAUGAAUAUUGUAUUGCUGAUGUUCUGAUUAGGCAAGUCCCCUGCCUGUGGCUCACUGCUACUGCGCUGCUGUUGGUCAGCUCACGGGGUAGCAGAGUCUGAUCAAAGACAGGAUACAGCUGUUGCACCAAAUUAAAAAAAAAAGUUUUCUUUUGUCCACGAGAAAGCAAUGGGUGAAUAUUUUGACCGUCAUAUUGGGAAGAUAAAACUUACAAUCGUUGCGUGGCAACAGUCACUUUCGCUAGCACAGCUCCAUCUGGACCAUCCGACAACAUGACCGUUAAAUCUAGUUACGCCAGUUGCACUUGCAUAGUUACAAAGAUUCUUACCAAGUAUAAACGUAUAACACUGUAACAGUGUUCAACUACAUCAAAAUCUUAAGUGGGAUUUUGAGUUUGCAGGCAGACAGUUUAUCUUUCUGAUAAUGAUUGAGAGCAACAGGAGUUCGUGACUUUGGACUUGACAUAAACUAAUCACAUUAAGUCCCUUUGGCUAAUAGUACAUGUGUAAUCCAAUUUAUUUCUUUCUUUGUAUGUAAACAUUAACAUCAUGAUCCUGUGUGUAUGUUCACGUUUCUUUUUAUAGAAACUUUUUUUUAGUAUUUAUUUAUUUUUGUACUCUAAUUAUAAGAAUCAAUGGAAAGUAUACAUUAGUUUGUUCUCUUUGUUGUAUUAAAGAAUGUAUAACAAAAUUGUUUAGUUGAAAUCAUGUUGGAAGUAAUAUUUUGGUAUUUUGUGUUAUGUUUUUCUGUAUUGUUGUUUUCUUAGGUUGUCACUUGAACAGUGGAGCGUUGGUGCCCGCAGCCGCGGGGCAGCAAGUGUGUAGUUGUUCUGUGUGUAGUUAGCUUGUCAUGGGACCAGGCCGUUGUACGUCAUGUUCUGUGUGUGGUCACAAUAAAACCAACCACACUC